AUGCAGCCCUCGUCAAAGCCCAAUCGCACCUCGGACGGCUGCUGGACUUGUCGGCUACGCAAAAAGAAGUGCGACCUUGGCCAGCCAACGUGCGUAAGCUGCGCGUCUCUCGAGAUUGAAUGCAUGUACAGCGACGCCAAGCCGCAAUGGAUGGACGGUGGCGAGUUGCAGAGGGGACGGGCCGAACAGGUCAAGGCCGAAGUCAAGCGGCGGGCGACAUUGCGGCGCGAGAAACGUCAUGUGGUCGGCGACAUGGAUGGUGAAACUAUGAUCGACCUGGAAAUGGCAGACGGGCUGGACGGCGUGCACCUGUCAGCUAGGGCUGCUCGACUAAACGGCGACGUGGGAUCGGCCAGAGCUUUUGCCACCUCGGAGCGGUCGGGCGCCAUCGAUGGGGACUCGUUCGAUGCGGCGACAGACACACCGCCGUCGUCUUCUUGGACGACCGAGCAUAGCCCCGACUCGUCCGCGACUGGUGUCUCGCCGGCCUCUUCGCGCGACCAUCACCAUCAUCACCACGAUGGGCCGGCGGCAGAGGUUGGCACAGUGCUCCCGAACAGUAGGGAACUUAUGCAGGUUAUGGCCUACCUCGACUACGUCUUUCCGUUCCUCUACCCAUUCUACCGCCCGCCGAUAUUCUCAGGCGGCCGCGGCUGGCUGCUGACUCUGCUGAUGAGCAACAAAGCGCUGCUGCACGCGUCGCUCACCCUCGUCUCGUUCUUCCUGGCGGUGUGGUUCCACCAGGAUGGACACAGCGAUGGACACAGCGAUGGACGCACCGGAGACGGCAAAAAUGAUGGCGGCGGCAGCAGCAGUGGAGCACCAGCAGAUCCAGGGGGAAGGGGCCGGCACGUGCGUACGUGCCAAGCGGCGGCGUGGACGGAAAUGCAGACUCAGCAGGAGCUUAGCAUGCGCAGCCUGAUGAAGGACAUUGCCGACAUCAACGAGCACGGGGUCAAGGGGCGGCUCAGGGAGGGGAGCAGGACGCUAGCGUCCAUCAUCCAGAUCCUCUGCUUCGAGGUAGCCGUGGGCAACGCCACCGGGUCCUGGAGCCUCCACCUCGACGGCGCCAUCGUGCUGCUCGACCAGAUGCUGCAGCUCAACGCGCGGUCCCUCCGGGGCCCCGCGGGCGACACCAUGGUCUGCUGGCGGUCACUCAUGGUCGCGCUCGAUCUGGAGGACGGCGGCGAGGGCAGGAUGUCGUCUUGGCUGUUGAGCUCGGACCAGGCCGCGCUGCAGUUCUUCUCGGCCGCCGCCAUCUACUUUGACAUUGUCAGCAGCACGGCGCUCGAGCAGGCCCCGCGGCUGGCGGGCUACCACCCGUCGCUGCUAGCCACACCCUCGGAGCACCUGGCCGCGGCCUCGCCCUUGGUCCCAGCCGAGCUGGUCAUGGAGCACGCGGGCCCGCGGGCCCUGGCCGAGGACCUGCCCCCCGUCGACCUCGGCGUGGUCAGCGGGGCGGCCAACUGGGUGCUUGUGUGCGUCGGAAAGACGGCGGGGCUGGACGCGUGGAAAAAGGCCGAGAGGAGGCACGCGCGGCUGGACGUGAUCGAGCUGGUGACCAGGGCCGGGGUGAUCGAGCGGAAGUUGCGCCGAGGGCUCGAGAAGAUGGACGCGGCGGCGAGCGGGAGGAGGCGCCAAGGUGGGCAAGAGGUAUGCGUGAAAGACGCUGCCGGAAACAAGCUCCCGUCUUACACUCCGCCGCCGCCACCGAUCCUAUCAAACUGCCCGUCCCACGGCCCUCCGGACGAGGACACGCACGGCCUGACGACGCGCAUCUGGGCGCACGCGGCGCUCGCGUACCUCGCCGUCGUCGUCAACGGGUGGCAGCCGGCCUCCGGGAUGAUCCGGGCCAGCGUCGACGCUGCGCUCUCGCUCUUAUCGGCCCUGUCGGCCAGCAGGCCGUUCUGCUUGCAGACGGUGGGCUGGCCGCUGGCGGUGGCCGGGUGCCUCGCGGCGAGGGAGCAGGAGCAGCGGUUCAGGGCGCUGCUGGAGGGCGUCCGCAGCUCCCUCGAGGUGUUUGGGGCGGUCAGGGAGGCGCUGGGCGUCAUGGAGGGCGUCUGGGCGCGUAGGGGGGAGAUUGAGGGCGCCGCGGUCGAAUGGGAUCUGAGUAGGUGUUUUGGCAUCAAUGGGCGGAGGGCAUUUUUGGUCUAA
This is a messenger RNA of Pyricularia pennisetigena, 2154 nucleotides long. RefSeq lists its product as uncharacterized. NCBI's taxonomy places the organism in Eukaryota, Fungi, Ascomycota, Sordariomycetes, Magnaporthales, Pyriculariaceae. The transcript has a single exon. Bases 1 to 2154 code for a protein of 717 amino acids. Gene Ontology annotation, cellular component: nucleus. The record is from RefSeq and is a predicted model, not a curated record. Gene Ontology annotation, molecular function: DNA-binding transcription factor activity, RNA polymerase II-specific; transcription cis-regulatory region binding; zinc ion binding. Gene Ontology annotation, biological process: positive regulation of transcription by RNA polymerase II.